AUGGUUCUCAGUAUCACCAGCAUGUGUGCCAUAGUAGUUCUACUCGCCAAAGUCGACAACAUCCCGCUUCAAAGCUGGUGGCUCCCCAUCCAGCCCAACUCGGUCAUCGCCAUCCUGACAACAGUCGGUAAAGCAGCUUUGAUGGUUCCUGUAGCUUCCUCCAUGAGCCAACUGAAAUGGAUUCACUUUCUACUUCGCCCCAGGAGGCUCGUGGAUCUGCAGCUCUUCGACGAGGCUAGCAGAGGGCCCUGGGGCUCGGCUGUGCUCCUCUGUCGUCUAUUCUUCCGCCCCCGGGUAUUUGUAGCUCUGGGCUUUGCCUUUGUCACAAUUGUCGCCAUGGGUAUCGAUGCUACGGCCCAGCAGGUCUUGGAUUUCUCUCUCCAAGAGACUGCAUUGGACAAUAUGACGACCCCUUUGGGCGUCGCAAAUAACUAUUUCUCAAAGGGAUUCAUAGAGAAACCUGGUUCUUCAUUUAUUUGGCAGCCCAAUGUUGACCUCAUCAAGAUACAAUCCGCCAUACUGAACGGAGCGAGUGGUUCACCAGCGACACCCUACUUUGACUGCCCCGAGCCGGCGGAACGGUGCAGCUGGGAGCCGUUUACAACGCUGGGGGUUUGUGCUGACUUCAAGAACAUCACUGAAGAAAUCACCCCUCUUUGCGUAAGGAAUUCACAUUCCACAGGCAUGAACUGUACCUAUACCUCCCCGGAAUCACUCACUGGCCAGGGCGAACCCGAUUCCAUCACUAUGCACUGGGACCCGGAGUUCAACGGUUUGGGUGAGGCGAUGUUGUUUCAAUCAGUGUUCAAGGGUCGUUGGCUUGAUAGUCCCGCCUUGAUCGGCUCCAUCAUGACUGUGAAAGCCUUAAAUGAUGGCGCACCCAACGUCACGAAAGAAGGAUAUGUGCCCCCACCGGUAGAUAUUGGUUUUGGGGUCGUUUCAUGGUGUGUUCAGACCUUCCACAAUGUGACUGCAACACCGGGUCGGAUCAAUCCAGGGACAAUGACAUCUGAGCGCCUGGGGACCAUGGAGGCUCUCGUCAACGCGCUGGUGCCUGAGAAUAAGAUGGAUGCAACAUACUACCGAUAUCACGUAAACUCGACGGGCGCCAGCUAUAACUUAUCCCGGAUGGUCACAAAUACCUUGCCCCAUUUUCUCGAAUAUGUGUGCACCGCCACCAUUCAGCAUCAAAUAUCCCAGCCUACUGCCGAUAAUGAUCGGCGCAUUCAGCUAGCUUACACGUUUUAUCAGAGCGAUAUCGUGGGGGUGCUUCGCAACAUCAGCAAUGCCAUCACCAACCAGAUGCGUAGCAGUGAUCCGGGCGACAACUACAACGCCACCGCAAUCCAGGGCAAGGCGACGUUCAACGAAACGUACAUCCGCGUCCGGUGGCCGUGGAUGAUCCUUCCGCUGGCCGAGAUGGCCCUUGCCGCCGUGCUGCUGGCCAUCUCUAUCAUCAUGUCGCGCCACCAACCGUUGCUCAAGACGAGCGUCAUUGCGUAUCUAACAUCAAGGCUAGAAGGAUGGGCGGACGAGGAGCUGGACGUAGGGGAUUCGAAGCGAUUAACGCAGGAGAAGCUGGAGGAGCUGGCGGAAGGACUGAGGGCUCAACUUGAGGCGAACUCAGAGGGGCGGCUGGCGUUCAGGAGGAAGGAAAAGCUCAACUAG
Molecule: messenger RNA, 1668 nt
Organism: Neoarthrinium moseri
Lineage: Eukaryota; Fungi; Ascomycota; Sordariomycetes; Amphisphaeriales; Apiosporaceae
Exons: 2
Coding region: 1-1668 (555 amino acids)
Source: RefSeq, a predicted model, not a curated record